AACAUUAGGCCAAACUGAGCUGCCGUAGUGCGUCACAUGUUGAGUAGGGUUUGCUAGUUGAUGCUACUGAAAGCUUGAAAAUAUGUAGCAAGUCAACGGCUGAAACGAAGAAUUAUUGUGAUAACUGUUCUGUGCUUGUCGGAGCGCUGUAUGUUGCUUCGAAAUGGUGUAAUAUUUCCCGUGUAUUUUUGGAUAAAACACACCUGUUAAUGUUGUGUUUAUUCUGACAAGCUAAUGCAGCUAGCCUGUUUGCUAGCAGAAAGAGUUGACAUCUCACCGUUGGCAUCAGGUUAGCUAAUAUUGUCAACAUAGGCGCUAAACUAAAGAGAGCUCCAGAUGCGGCUGAAGGACCCCUUCUCUUUAAAAGCCGCCGAUAUGACUAAGCGGACUAAUAAACCAAGGAAACCCCGAGACGAGGAGUCAUCAGAUGAAGUCAGUGGGUUGACUUGCCAGCACGUGAGUAAGGCAGUGGAUCUGAACUCAGUGAAGAAGUCAGUGCUCUCCAAUGUGUGGCUGGUGUGCUCAGAGUGCCUGAAGGAGAGGACCAUGAUUGAUGCAGAGCCGGUGGCAUCACAUGACAUUGUGGUAUGCUUAAAGUGUGGUUUCCAGCUAUGUAACCAGUCAGGGAUCCAUCAUGCUGUAAAGCACCACCAAGCUGUCCAUCCAGAGUCUCACUGCAUCACUAUCAGCUUGAGCACGUGGAAGGCCUGGUGUUUUGAAUGUAAUGAGGAACUCUCCAUUCACUGCAACAAGAAGGCUUUGGCUCAGACCCUGGACUUUUUGCAAAAGCAUUCUGUCAAGGCAACAUCAGGAGCAUUGCCAAAGAUCAUCAAGUUGCAGGAGGAGCCAUUAGAGUAUACUGACCCACCCAAAGGCAAGAGUCCAGUCAUCAACAGCACCUUGGUCCCUGUUAAAGGCAUAAAUAACCUUGGUAACACCUGCUUCUUCAAUGCCGUUAUGCAGAACCUGUCACAGACGCACAUGCUCAUCGACCUCAUCCAGGAAGUGAAGGAAAAAGGGUACAAGCUGAGGAUCUGCCCUCCUGUUGAGACCAAUCUGAGUCCAUUGACGGUAACGCUGCCUGGUCCAGAGCCCCUGACUUCAGCCAUGUUUCUUUUCCUCCAGAGCAUGAAAGAACCAGGGAAAGGCCCACUCAGUCCCAAGAUCCUCUUCAAUCAGCUCUGCCAGAAGGCUCCACGCUUCAAGGGCUACCAACAACAAGACAGCCAGGAGCUUCUGCACUACCUGAUGGACUCCAUACGAGUAGAGGAAACUAAAAGGGUGAAAGCAGGAAUUCUGAAGGCUUUCAACAAUCCCACUGAGAAAACAGCCGAUGAGGACACCAAACGCCAAGUCAAAGCAUAUGGGAAGGAAGGUGUGAGGAUGAACUUCGUAGACCGCAUCUUUGUAGGCGAGCUGACCAGCACCAUCAUGUGUGAGGAGUGUGAGCAUAUUUCAACAGUGAAGGAGGCAUUCAUUGACAUCUCAUUACCAAUCAUAGAGGAGAGGAUAUCAAAACCAUCCAAUCCUGGCAGGCUGGGGAAGGGCAGCAGAGAGCAGGAUACCCAUGUGACUCAUGCUGACCAUGUCCUUUCCGCAACACAAUCGGUCAACAGAAACACAAGAAAGCUGAGCGGACAGAAGCAGCAGAGCAGGAGGUCUUCAAGCUCUGUGGAGGAGAAGGGAGCAGGCUGCAGUGCGGAGCGGCUAGAGGAGGAGGGCGUAGCAGGUGGAUCAGCCCGUUGUGUCUCAGUUUGCAAGAUGGCUGCUGGUGGCAGUCUAUCAGAUGGCAGUGAAAGAGACUCAGGUGCUCAGGACAGCAGUAAUGAUGCAGACAGCGAGGCCUCAGAGAGCGAGUGGGCCCCACGCACCUCUUCCUCCAGCCACAGCCACGGGCACACAGCCGUGCCGUCGUCCACUUCCGCUCUCACUCCCUCUCCCAUGCCCGUCUCUGCCUCCUCCCCUUCAUCAUCAUCCACCACAAGGCAAGGUGGCACAGUAGAGCAGCUAGUUAACGCAGUGUCUAAAGUCAACCUUGGCUUCACUUCUGGAGACUCUCCCUCUGCACACUGUUCUCCAGACGAGCAGGGAGAAACGCAAUCGCGAGACAACCUCCACCAUCAACACCACCAGGGAGCCUUCCAAGCACUGUCCCACAGUUACACACCCAGCUCCAAGGAGUGCUCCAUCCAGUCCUGCCUUCACCAGUUUACCUCUGUGGAACUGCUGAUGGGCAACAACAAACUGCUUUGUGAGAACUGCACUGAACGUAGACAGAAGCAGCUGCGUAAGAGCAGUUCAACUGAUAAGAAAGUGGAGAAGAUCUACACCAGCGCCAGGAAGCAAAUGCUGAUAUCCUCACUGCCUCCCGUCAUCACAUUACAUCUUAAACGCUUCCAUCAGGCAGGGAUGAACUUACGAAAAGUUAACCGUCAUGUUGAUUUUCCCCUCAUUUUGGAUCUGGCUCCAUUCUGCUCGGCAUCCUGCAAGAACCUGGCAGCUGGUGAGCGUGUCCUAUACAGCCUGUAUGGGAUUGUUGAACAUAGUGGGUCAAUGCGAGGAGGCCACUACACUGCAUAUGUAAAAGUCCGCACACCCCAGAGGAAGACCGAACAGCACCACAAGAACCUGUCAGGUGCAAGGGAUGCUGGCAGCGGCUCCCAGGGCCAGUGGGUGUACAUCAGUGAUACUACCGUGCAGACGGUACCAGAGUCAAGGGUACUCAACUCUCAGGCAUAUUUGCUGUUCUAUGAGGAAAUGCUGUAAUGUGACUAGUGAAAGUAUUUUCCCCCAGAUUUCUGUUUUGCUUAAUAUUGCUUUUGGCACAUGCCUGUACUGCCCCUCUUACUCUGUCUGUGAGUAGGUGCAGAGAAGAAAAGGGAAAGACUUCACUGUAUGUUAACUUGUUUUACAUGAGACGAAUGGUUGUGUUUUUUAGUUCACUGGCAAAUAUAUCUUAGAUAUCUAAAGGAUUAACCACAGGGGUUAAAGUUACUAUUUUCCGCUUUGAUAGACUUUCAUUCAUGUCUCUUGUUUUAAUCCUACCCUUUAAAAAGAGGUUGGGAGAUAAGAGUGUUACUGAACCUGAGCUGUUCUGUUUAUUGUCUUUCUCAAUCAUGUGCCGGAGAUACCUGCAUGAAGGAGUUUCUCUACAGUAACUAAUGGCAAAUAAGCAGAAUUUUCGCAUGCUAAACUGUGCUCAGCACUGACUAGUUGAUGUCAAUAAUGUGUGCAUAUACACACAUGUACGUGUGAAUGAACGAGUGAGCGAGAGACGGGAGAAUGUAGAUUUAAGGUGCUACGUGUAUCAUUGGCACAUCAGUAAACCGUUGUCACAUUAAAUUUGAGUUAGUAUCAUAAUUAGUGUAAUGUAACACUCAUGACCAUCAUGAAGAAGGAUGGCUUCUCUGUCUGCAUUCAACACAAAAGAUUUUUUUUUUGGCUCUGGCUCAGGUUUGUGAAAAAGUGUGCUUGAUGGCUUCUGGCAGAAAGUAGAAGUUAACGAACAUCAAGACAAAAAUGUCUUCAGACAUGUUUUGACUUUUUAGUAAAGAAGAAAUGAAAGAAAGAAGAAUGAUGCAUGAGGACAAGUAUCAAUAUCAUUGGUGACUUGAGCACGAAUAGUACAGUACCAAUGGUGUUAAAUAGUCUCAGCCUUUGUGCUAUUUAUUUAUGGUAAAAAUGAUAACCAAGCUAUCAUAGCUUACAGUAGUUUACAUUAGUUGUGUUUCCAUUAUUUUUAUAUGUAUUUUGAAGUAUUGGAUUUGAAAAAAAUGAUUAAAAAUCUGAAGAUUUCAAGAAGGCUUCCUCAGUUUUGCAAAAACCUUUUUACAUUAGUAUAAGGUUGUUUUUGCCUUAAAAAAAAAAAGUUAAAGCACUUAAUUGGAAACACUUUAUCCAAAUAAGUUCUGAUAUAGUGACCAUUUAACUCACAUGACUGAUCAGCUGUGUCCACCCUGUGAUGAAACUAUGCUUUGUGUAGCGUAGUUUAUUCUCUCCCAAUCAGUUGCAUUUUCUUUUUUUGUGACAGUUCAAAAGUUUGCUUCAGAUUUGCUUGACAAUUAAAAACAUAACUACUAUGACAUACUGGUUUAAAUAACUGACAUAGCACCUUUAAGGAACAGCACAACAGUUAUUCUGCAGACAACUUUUAAUGGAUUGUUCUUUUUGAACUUCAGAAUGUAUAAAUAUAAGACUAUCAGUGAUUUAUGUUUGCCAAAGAUGAGUUUUGCAGCUGCAAGUCAGAUCAGGAAAUCAGAGCCAAACACAUAGGAGUUUACUUCACACAGAGUUUCUUUAACAUCGGUUCUCUCAAGGUCAUCAGCGUGGUUCUUGAGUGACAUGGUGCACACAUACUCGAUGUUUAUCAGACCAACAGCGCACCUUGACUGCCUUCAUUGUAUUUCAGCUCUACCAUAACCGUGUAGGUGCACAUACAAACCCAUUCAAAUGUUCAACAGAGUAAGUGCUGUGACCCACUGACUUAUAAUUCCAGUACGAUCAGUAGGUUGAGCAAAACCUAAUUAUAAAAAACGCAAAGGCUUUAAGCCUGACUAGAAAAAACAUCUUUGCUGUAAUGUGCAUGGGUUAAUGAUUGUAUUGCCUAUUCUUGAAUUGUCUAUGUGAAAAGAGCUGUUCAUCCUUUUCUAUGAAAGUAUUUUAGAUGAAAACCUUUCUCCUGCUGGUUGGACAUUUGCCAAAACAGUAGAAGGGAAAGGGUUGAACACAUGAAUCAGAAUCUAGAGGUUUAUUGUUUUGUUUUGAAACGAGGACAAAUUCAGUGCCUAUGCUUCAGGUUUAAAAACAUGCAUAGUCAAAUGCAAAGAGGGAUAUGUGUGGCAUAUUUAUGUACAGUAGAACUUACUGUAAGCAAAAAUAAUGAGUAUGUAAUUGUACAUUCUAGAAACAAUACAAACUCAUGGUGCUUCUGGCGUGCAGGGUUUUUCCUCCAGACAGAAUUGUUUCCAAAAAAAUCAUUUAAUUUCAUUUAUGAAAUGGUAAAAAUUUGGAAUGAGUAUAACUACAUCCUGUAUGAUAAAUAAUAAAUAAAUAAAUCUAAUUUAAGCACU
Messenger RNA from Scatophagus argus, 5069 nucleotides. RefSeq names its product ubiquitin specific peptidase 45 (gene usp45). The transcript has 18 exons. NCBI's taxonomy places the organism in Eukaryota, Metazoa, Chordata, Actinopteri, Scatophagidae. Gene Ontology annotation, molecular function: zinc ion binding; cysteine-type deubiquitinase activity. Gene Ontology annotation, biological process: protein deubiquitination. Bases 337 to 2766 code for a protein of 809 amino acids. The record is from RefSeq and is a predicted model, not a curated record.